AUGCCGAGCCCGCAGCUCCGUGUGCGGGGCGCGGGAGAGGCUCCGCCGCUGCGUGACCACGAUGCGCUGCAGUUUCUAUUCUACAGGAAGGAAUCACCCGCGCUCCGGGCCGGCCUGGUCCCACAGCGCGUUCCGACACAGGCUGCCCGCUCGGGAAGGCCGGUCCUGCGCCAUGGCAGCCCCUGGCGGGGGCACAUCAUCCCCAAAGUGGGGAUCGCCGUCUCCGCCGCCCCCUGGGUGUCCAGGCGGUCGGCAGCCUGGUCCCGCUGGAGCCGGUGGGACCACAAACUCCCCGGAACACCCAAAGGAGAAGAAUUUGUCAGUUUCGUUGAAAAAGGGGUGUUGCUCUGUGUUGUAUUUAUUGCUCAUCCAGAAGGUCCACUUACAUUUUUAGAAGAAAAGCUGAGAGAAAUAAUGGCAGAGGGAUUAGAUACUUUCUUAUGAUACAUACUGAAUUAUUCUCUGGGUGUGUGUGCUAUAUGGCUAAAAAAUUGCAUGCAAAAAAAAUUGUGUGACUUUUACAGCAGAAACUUAAUGAAGCUUUAUUUUGGAGGAUGGAUAAAAUAUAAUAUGCUGGAAAGGAAUGAGAAAAAAAGCCAGUGGAAGAUGGCUCUACAAUAAGUCCAUUAUAGUAUCUAAAUAUUAAAAGUUAUUAUACAGAAGUGGAACAUGUGGGUGCAGACCAACAAGGAAAAAAACACAUUCUAUUUAAAUCUGUUGUAUAGAGAUAGUACUAAUUGAACUCUAAGACUAUUGACAAGCUUCCCUAGUUUACAGUAAAUGAGUUUGGCUCACUGCAGAAAAUUCACAGACAAAGGUUUACCAUACCUGGACUCUUGAAAAGGCUGUCACAAGAUCAUCUGUUUGGAAAUUCCAGGUUGCAUUCAGGUUUGUACUGAUGUCUUCAAAAAUACUGCCAAUGGCUGAAACUGGAGUCAAGAUUUGCUAAUCAGCAAAAUGUUAACUCUUACAGACAGAUGUAUUUAAGCUGUUGUUGAAAAAUGUCAACAGGUAAUGUCUGUUAUCUUUCUUGACUCUCCAAAACUUUCUCACACAACUUUUAAAGCCCUUGCAGAAUGUAGACUUUUGAAGGUCAGCACUGAAGGUUAGAAUGAACAAAACACUGAUUUAGGUUUCAAGCUGAUGAGUAAACGCUGUCUGUACAUCAGGCACAUUCAUGUGGCUGAUUGCCAGUAGAUUACAGAGGCUGGUGUUAAGAUGAUUUCACCAUUGAAGCAUAUCCAUGUACUGAAUAUGGCAGACUGCACAAGGCCCUUUGUACAAGGUUCUUCAGGAGCUAAGCUAGGAGAGCUGAGUGUUAGCUGCAACAGAGGAGGUUUUUACUAUGUGAAUCUGAACUUUGUCCUGACGUACAUCAUUGUAAUUGAGUUCUGCAAGAGCACAGAAUACCUGGAACACUGCCACAUCUCUUCCUGCCCUCAGCUGACAGAUGAAGCUGUGAAAACAAUGGCAUUUCACUGCCACACACUGACAUCUGUCAACAGAGGAGGUUGCCCAAAGAUUAUUGAUACAUGUAUCCAAUACUCAGCUGCAGCCUGCCAUUAUCUCCCCUUCUUGGACAUCUCAGGUUGUAUUCAUCUUACUGACAAUACCCAAAAUAUCUUGAAAGGCUGUGAGCAACUCCAGAUUCUCACAACACUGUACUGUAGAAAAAUUACCAAACAAGCUGUCUUGAAAUACACAGCUGAACUGGAGAAACAGGAACAUAACGAUGCUGACCAGCCUUCCUGGCUUGGAUAUGGCUGGGAUGGCAACAUAAUCACCUUCACCAAAAAACACAGAUCAGAGCCUGAAAAAACAAACUCUUCAAAAUGAAAAAUGAAGAAAUUGUGCAGCAUCUCUACAGUUCAAGGGUUUUUCUCCAGAGCAUGAAAAGACCACUGUGUUAUUUUUUCUUAAAACUAAUCACUUUAAUAAAAGGCUAUUUGUUGCAUUAGCAAGGAAGCAUAGCAAAUCUUUCUCACAGGAGUAUGAAUGCCUUCAAGCAAGACAGCUGCCCUCAGACAGCACUGCUAACUCUCAGAUGUUGAUUCAAGCUGUCUUCAUCUUUCAAUAAUGAAAGUUUUUGUAGUCCCGUGCAGAGUAAGCACUGAAUAAAUCUGCAUGUGUUGAAAGAUUUGUUUGUCAUGAAGGUCCACUCCAGGACAUAAACACUGACUCCCCAGAGAAUUUCACACUUGAUGUGGCUGGUACUCAUCAAGUACAGUCGUCUUGAGGUGUUGAGAGCAGUGAGUAGGCAGUGCCUACAGAUUCUUUAAUACACAACUACACCCAUACAUUUAAGCACAGUUCUCCACUUCCCAACAGUCACUUGUGCACCCAGAGCCCACAUUCUCAUAAAAGCCUCUUGGGCUGAGUCCACCUCUCUAAACAAGCUGAUGUUCGUGUCUGCAGGUCUGGACUGGGGGCUGGCUGGCAGCUGAGAGAGCAGAACCAAAUUAAAGGGAGCACAGAUGAAAAAAGUGUUAAGAGUAUAAAUCUGUUCCAGUUACAAGAAUGCCUUCUCAUCAAAUGGACAAAAAAAGAUAUAUGCGCACACAAGGGAUUUGCCAUUCAAAUUCUAAUUGCUGAUAACCUACUUAUCUUCCCUUGUCUAGAGAAAAAUACAGUUUCACCUCAUUAGAGCAGAACAAGACAUUGUUCAAUGCCUUUGGGGAAACUCAUAAGGAAGGGUUUGCCCUUCUUCAACUCAUUCUUGACCUUUAUAUUAACAUCCUAGCUGAUCUCAACAUGUUUUAGCUUGGAAUGAAUAUAAUCAGUAGCUUUAGUGGUAGCACAAUUUUUCUGCUGGCUGAUUUAAACUUCUUUAAGCAAGUAACUAACAAGUUUGAUGUUUAGUUCCUGCUAGAUUUAGAAAAUGGAUGAAUUCAAAGUCUGAGUUUCCUUUCUUUUGAAUAUGGAACAAAUAACAUGUUUCCUUACUAUGUUCUCCCUUAAAUUUUUGCUGAUGCAGCAGUCUUAAAAAACACAAACUUAAUCUCAGAGGCUGACAGG
Molecule: messenger RNA, 3015 nt
Organism: Pyrgilauda ruficollis (rufous-necked snowfinch)
Lineage: Eukaryota; Metazoa; Chordata; Aves; Passeriformes; Passeridae
Gene: FBXL13
Product: F-box and leucine rich repeat protein 13
Exons: 15
Biological process (GO): SCF-dependent proteasomal ubiquitin-dependent protein catabolic process
Cellular component (GO): SCF ubiquitin ligase complex
Source: RefSeq, a predicted model, not a curated record